Molecule: messenger RNA, 1182 nt
Organism: Vitis riparia (riverbank grape)
Lineage: Eukaryota; Viridiplantae; Streptophyta; Magnoliopsida; Vitales; Vitaceae
Product: UPF0481 protein At3g47200-like
Exons: 1
Coding region: 668-1105 (145 amino acids)
Source: RefSeq, a predicted model, not a curated record
GAAGUGAUAUGACGAGAUACCGAGGGAAAAGUAUGAUGAUGAGGAACUCGCCUGGAUGAUGCUUCUGGAUGGGUGUUUUUUACUACAAUUCAUCCGCUGCAAAGGUAAGACAAACGUUCUUAAAGUUCACGAAAUAAAUUUUGUGGUGCAGGACUUGUUCUUGCUGGAGAACCAACUUCCCUAUGGAGUCCUUGAGUUGAUUUUUGAGGGAGCAAAUUUCAAGGUUGGUCCACCAAUGGAAAAGAAUAUAAUAGAAUUCAUCACUCAGAUCGGAAUGCCAGAAGGGUUGUCAUAAAAAAUACAGCUGAAAGAGGUGAACGAAGAGCCCUCUCAUCUCCUCGACCUUUUGCGAAGUGCUCUCCUAGGCCAGAGUCAGCCCGAACAAGAGCAGCAAGCUGAGGAAAAACGAAAGUCGUCGUCGUCGUCUCAAGGAGGAAAGUGGGGGCUCCAUUGGCCAUGGAAAAAAGGCAAACAACGGGGCAUUAGGCAGUCUUUUCGACACAUCAAGGAGCUUAAAGCUGCCGGCAUCUACCUCAAACCGAGUAGAACGUGUUUCUUGAGAGACGUUUCUUUCAAAUCCUACUUCUUCUUUGGCUACCUGAAACUUCCCCCAAUAACCAUUGAUGACUUCACGAAGACCAAGUUCUUGAACAUUACCGCCUAUGAAAUGUGUCCAGAUGCCCCAGAUGACUAUGCGGUCACUUCUUAUAUAUGCUUCCUUUACGACCUCAUUGAUGAUGCAGACGAUGUCAAGGAGCUGAGAUCUAAGCACAUUCUCGACAACCUUCUUGGCAGCGAUGAAGAUGUGGCCCACAUUUUCAACGAGAUCGGCAAUGGCUUGGUAGAUCCCGGACGUUAUGAAGUUGUAAAAGUUCUUAUUCAGGAACACUACAACAAGAGAGUGAAUACUUGGAUAGCUGAAGCCCUUCACGGCCAUUUCAGGUCUCCCUGGACUUUCAUGGCUCUCAUUGCAGCUGUUUUAGCACUAAUUCUUACUGGGGUUCAGACCUACUACGCUCAUCCCGGUAACUAUAUAAUAUAUUUAUAUAUAUCGUCAAUUAUAAUUGGGAUAUGUUUUUUUCUUGUUCGGCAUGUUUGUGAUUAGACAAACAAAGCUGUAUAAAUUAUUAAGUUGUAUCACUGGAUUUCAUGCAUGCAAUAUUAUGAGUCUUUUCCUUCCCA